AUGGAUCAUGACUGGCAGGGCAGCAGGAGAAGUGGCCACCGCAGCAAACACAAUGAAGAUGAGGAGGAGUCUGUCUACAUCGGUGUUCCUGUGCCCCGGAGCUACAGAAGGAAACGCAGACAUCGCAAACACACGUCACGACAUUCCCACGAUCGCGAUAAACACCACAGUCGGCAUGAACAAGCAGAUCCAGAGGAAAACUGCGACCCUGAGGAGGCCGAGCAGGAGAACGAGCUGUCAGACGUCAACUCUACCGUGUCUCCUGCUGCAGAGCGACUGCGUCACAUCCUUAGGGAAGAUGACGAACCCACACCUACGCUCUUCACUGAGAUGGACACACUGCAGCAUGAGGGAGGAGAGAUGGAGUGGAAAGAGUCUGCCAGGUGGGUGAAGUUUGAGGAGAAGGUGGAGGAGGGUGGAGAGCGCUGGAGUAAGCCGCACGUCUCCACACUGUCUCUGCACAGCCUGUUUGAGCUGCGCACCUGCCUGCAGACCGGCUGCAUCCUGCUGGACUUGGACGGAUACUCACUGCCGCAGAUCGUCGACGACAUCAUUGAGAAACAGGUUCAGGAGGGUCUCAUAGCUCCAGAGAUCCGGGAGAAGGUCAGUUUCGUGCUUUUGCGGAAACAUCGUCACCAAACCAAGAAGCCGAUCCACCGCUCGCUGGCGGACAUCGGGAAGCCCAGUCCAUCCAACCGCAGUCCGAGUCCGAGCCCAAGUGCCCGCUCUGGGUCGGGUUUUCACCGCUCCACGGAGGACCUGCGGGCGCGCCAGAGCGCCGGCCUCGGGAAACUGCAUCCUUCUCAGUGCCGCAGUAUGAAUGAUAUUUCCGUCACACCCAGCAGUGACCAGCUGAAGAAUAAGUUCAUGAAGAAGAUCCCCAGAGAUGCAGAGGCGUCCAAUGUGCUCAUCGGAGAGGUGGAUUUCCUAGACAAGCCCUUCGUGGCGUUUGUUCGUCUGGCUCAAGCCGCUACGCUUGGAGGCCUUACUGAAGUGCCAGUGCCAACCAGGUUUCUCUUUGUGCUCCUCGGUCCCAGCGGCAAAACCAAGUCCUACAAUGAGAUUGGACGGGCGAUGGCUACGCUCAUGGUGGACGAUCUGUUCAGUGACGUGGCCUAUAAAGCCAGAGAUCGAGAGGAUUUGAUCGCCGGGAUCGAUGAGUUUCUGGAUGAGGUGAUCGUUCUUCCUCCGGGCGAAUGGGACCCCAAGAUCCGCAUCGAACCCCCCAAAAAACUGCCUUCAGCAGAGAUGAGGAAGUCCGUGUUUUCUCUGAAUGAGCUCGGUCAGCCGAAUGGAAACGCCGGCGGAGGAUCAGCGUCUGCAGAGGAUGAGGAGAUGCCGGCUCCACAUGAGCUGGGAGAGGAGCUGAAGUUCACCGGCCGGUUCUGUGGAGGACUCUGGCUGGACAUCAAGCGGAAAGCUCCCUGGUUUUUCAGCGAUUUCUAUGAAGGUUUCCACAUCCAGUCGGUGUCCGCGGUGCUCUUCAUCUACCUUGGCUGCAUCACCAACGCCAUCACCUUUGGGGGACUGCUGGGGGACGCCACCGACAACUACCAGGGUGUGAUGGAGAGUUUUCUGGGCACCGCGUUGGCUGGUGCUGUUUUCUGCAUGUUCGGUGGGCAGCCGCUCAUCAUCCUCAGCUCUACAGGACCCAUCCUUAUAUUCGAGAAACUGCUGUAUGAGUUCAGCAUAAACAACAACAUAGACUACAUGGAGAUCCGUCUGUGGAUCGGUCUGCACUCCUGCCUGCAGUGUCUGAUUCUGGUGGCCACAGAUGCGAGUUAUAUCAUCAAAUACAUGACACGCUUCACAGAAGAGGGCUUCUCCAGUCUAAUCUCCUUCAUCUUCAUCUCUGACGCCCUUAAGAAGAUGAUGAGCACCUUCAGCUAUUACCCCAUCAGCCCAGACUUCAAGCCUGACCUCAUCAUCAGCUACAGGUGUGACUGCCAGCUUCCGGACCAGGUUUCUCCACUGAACAGCACGUCUCCGCUCGCUCUAGAGAACAUCUCAGACUACUCGAUGUUCAACUUCUCAGCUCUGGACUGGACUCAGAUCAGUAAAAAGGAGUGUCUGAGGCUCGGCGGCUCGCUGGUGGGCAAAUCCUGCAAAUAUGUGCCGGACCUGGCCAUGCUGUCCUUCAUCCUGUUCUUCGGCACUUACUCCAUGACCAUCUCGCUCAAGAAGUUCAAGGCUAGCAGAUAUUUCCCUACAAAGUGCCGUGCGCUGAUAGCAGAUUUUGCCAUCAUCAUCUCCAUCCUGGUGUUCUGUGCAGCGGAUUAUGUGAUGGCGCUGGAUACGCCCAAACUGCAUGUUCCCACCCAGAUCAAGCCGACACGUCCUGACCGUGGCUGGAUCGUGAUGCCGAUGGGCAGGAACCCAUGGUGGAUGUGUUUGGCCAGUUUUGUUCCUGCUCUGCUGGUCACCAUCCUCAUUUUCAUGGAUCAGCAGAUCACCGCCGUCAUCGUCAACCGCAAGGAGAACAAACUCAAGAAAGGCUGUGGUUAUCAUCUGGACCUGUUCUGGGUUGGCGUCCUCAUGGCCGUCUGCUCCUUUAUGGGUUUACCAUGGUACGUGGCAGCAACGGUGAUUUCCAUCGCACACAUCGACUCUCUGAAGAUGGAGAGCGAGUCCAGCGCUCCAGGGGAACAGCCGCAGUUCCUGGGAGUGCGAGAACAGAGACUCACAGGAACUCUAGUGUUCGUCCUCACCGGAGUAUCCGUCUUCAUGGCGCCCAUUCUGCAGUUCAUCCCGAUGCCUGUGCUGUAUGGAGUAUUCCUCUACAUGGGCGUUGCUUCUCUUCAUGGCAUUCAGUUUUGGGAGAGGAUUAAGCUGUACCUGAUGCCUGCCAAACACCAGCCAGAUUUUGUGUUUCUGCGGCACGUCCCGCUGCGACGCGUUCACCUGUUCACCCUGCUGCAGAUCAUCUGUCUGGCUGUGCUCUGGAUACUCAAGUCCACCGUCGCCGCCAUCGUCUUCCCUGUCAUGAUCCUGGGCCUGAUGGUGGUGAGGAAAGCUCUGGAUCUGAUCUUCUCUCAGCAUGACCUGGCCUGGCUGGACGACAUUCUGCCCGAUAAAGACAAGAAGAAGAAAGAAGACGAGAAGAAGAAGAAGAAAAGCAAGACGGAUGAGCACAACAGUGAUGAGGAGUGUGUGUGUGCUGUAGACUCCUCCUCCCUGAAGAUUCCUCUGGAGCUUCUCAACCCUUCAUCAAACCCUCCUCAUGCUUCACACACACCCUCGGAGCAGAACACACACCAGUGAGCGUCUCCAUCAGCUGAACACUUAAAGGGGCAGUUCACACUCAAAUCCACAUGCGCUCAUUAUUCACUCACUUCUAACAGACCCGUUUGACUUUCUGUUGAACACAGAGGAAGAU
Molecule: messenger RNA, 3376 nt
Organism: Danio aesculapii
Lineage: Eukaryota; Metazoa; Chordata; Actinopteri; Cypriniformes; Danionidae
Gene: slc4a5b
Product: solute carrier family 4 member 5b
Exons: 25
Coding region: 1-3261 (1086 amino acids)
Biological process (GO): transmembrane transport; monoatomic anion transport; regulation of intracellular pH
Cellular component (GO): plasma membrane
Molecular function (GO): sodium:bicarbonate symporter activity; monoatomic anion transmembrane transporter activity; solute:inorganic anion antiporter activity
Source: RefSeq, a predicted model, not a curated record